This is a messenger RNA of Darwinula stevensoni, 2484 nucleotides long. The record is from the annotation of a GenBank genome assembly. Lineage: Eukaryota; Metazoa; Arthropoda; Ostracoda; Podocopida; Darwinulidae.
AUGAAACGUGACACCACGUGUGCUUGUGUCUUCCAUUGUCCCUCAGAUGCUCUGGGUCUGGGCGCCUCUGCCUCUGCUUAAAAUAGGGCCCACGUCACCUCUGCGUGAUAUAAACCACGGCUAUCGGCCUAGGCCUUGUGAUUUACAUCCUCUCCCCGUUUCAUCAUGUUGUCGUCUCAGACCGCGGCCAUCAAGGUCUCCAAAAAAGGGGAUGGGAAGGUGAUCAUCCUAUUCAGUCGUGAUUCAGAGGCAUGGGCAGAAUACCUCAGUAUCACAUUUCCUCAGUGGUGUUCCCAGCUUCCCAAUUGGAGCUUGCAGAAACCUCUUAAGGUGGAAAAGGCAGCUGUAGAAAAUCUUAUCUUGCCACUUUCUCCCGUGGUGGUGAAGCAGGUGAAGGAACGAUCGGUUUUGCAGCUGGUUCUGAUAUCUCCAUCGUUCCUGGAUUGGAUUGUUGGCCAUCCAGAAGUCCUCAUUGGCACAAUGCUAUGCCCAAGAAAAGUGCUGGCUAUGCAUUCAGGCAUCACUCCUCAAAAACUCACCACACAGCAUAAGUCUGUUCUGAUCACAUAUGAUGAAUGGGAGAAAACAGAAGCCCUCAGUGAAGAUAUGGAGUUUGUGACAGGGUUCUUUCAUCGUGCUUAUGAAAUCUUGGAGCGAAACCUGGCUCAGCUGCAAGCCCAAAAUCCUAGUGCUUCUUUCAAGUUGCAUCCAACCAAAGUUACCUCAAGCCAGAGGAAGGUGAUGGUGGUACUGUCAGACCCUGUUUCAAAGCCAGAAGCUGUCCCUGAAGUUUUGAUUCAUUCUCCAGAUGGAACCGAGACCACAAUGAGUGGUGUGGUGCUGAAAAAUCCAUAUACGCUUUCAUUUGUUAUCCCAGGCAGCUUCAUGGGGUCAUCCUGCUUGCUGCAAGUGGAGGUGCGAGACAGGGAGAAGGCAAGAUCACUUGGGAAGAAGUCUCUCAAAUGUCAGAGCCUCAUGGGAGAGCUGGAUGACAUCCUUCACACAGCAAUAAAACCCCUACAGUUCAUGUGUCAGACUUUGGGGAUAUCUCCUGCAUGCAUGGAGAAGUUGGACACCGUCCUGGCUAGAAGAUUCCAUAAGGCAGGUCCAUCUCAUGGCUGGUCUUCCUUCCCUCAAACUUUGCCAUCCACAAGGAAGUGUGAAGACAGGUAUCCAACAGUGCUUCAUUUUGCCUGUGAGCAUGGUCUGAUGGCACUGGUGUCAGCAAUGCUAGAGCAGCCUGGGGCGAUCACAGCUGCAGCUAUUCCAAAUGGUGACAAUCUCUCACCUGCUGACUUGGCUGAGGCCAAUGGACAUCGCAACAUUGCUGCUCUCCUCAAGAACUCUCUGGCAUUGGCCCAGAUGCCAAGUUUGCAGAAUUCAGGGAUGCAGCUUCCUGGGAAGAGAAAGGAGUCCUUGAAUGGCACCAUGUCGAGCAAGCCUAAAGCAGAGGGAGUGAAGGGUGAGGAUGAGUUGCAGUACAUGAAUGUGAGUGGAGACUAUGACAUACCAAGGGAUACACUCUACUCCAUCCCCCCCUCUCCAAGACCUGCCAGGGGUCCUGCUCACCCUAAUUAUCUCACCCUUCUUGGUGAUACACUAUUACCAGUGAGGGAUGUGGUAGCUCAGGUGGGGAAGGAGGAGAAGAAGGAAGAUGUUUUCAAGGAGAUCCUUGAGGAGUUCAAGAAGGAUAAAUAUUCUGUUGAUGAAGUCAUGGCUGUCUUUGAGGUCUUCCAGGCCAAACUUGGGCAAAAAUUGGGGGACUCAAAGAAGCCACGCCAAACACUCCAGGACAAGCAGGGCCUCUUCAAAGGCUUUCCUUGGAGCAUGAAGCGUGGAUCCAAGAAGACCCAGAUGUCCACACAAAGUAAUGGCACCAGUUUGGAGACUCCUUCCUCGAAGCAAGAGGCUAAAGCUAUCAAGCCCAAGGCCUUCCAGAAUGAAAUGUACUUUAUGGAUGGUCAAAAUUCGCAUUCCAGCAUUCCAAAACUGCCUUUGAGGGGCACAACUGGAUCUGAGGCUUGCAUGAACCCUUCAGAAUAUGUUCAUCCUGACCCCCACAGAGGCAAGUCCUGGUCCGAGGAUAUCAUUGUCAGUCCCUGAGCUGAGAAGUGUUUCCCAGUUCUCCCCUUCAUACUACAUGGACAUGGGUGCCUCUGCUCCAUUUGGCAUUCCUGGGAAUGUGACACAAGACACUGCAUUGUAUCAUCCAUACAAGACAAGUCUCUUGUGUCCAUGAGCAUUGCCACUCCUAUACUAAAUGCAACAUGGUGGACUGGAUUCCUGUUAAAUGGGGUUACCACUACUUGGAAAUCCCCUGCCAUUGGCUUGCAUGACUUCAUCUACUUCUCAGCUUGACGGACUCUGCUCAUUGGUGAUUUAGGAGAGGAGUGAAACCCAUGGGAGUCUUGUCAUGACCAACUCAUCAAGAAAUAAACGGUGCUUUUUUUUACAUUCAUUUUGACAUUAUGCCUUGUUUUUGUG